UCACAGUAAAUUAAUGUUAAAACUGAGAUAUCGAGUUGCAGCCAUCGUAGACUUGGUCAAAUUCAUAUCAUAUGUUCUAUAUAAAACCAAUAGUCUUCUUCAUUAGAUUGAAGGUUAUCUAAAGUUUCUUUUAUCUUUCAAGAAGCAACGGUCAUGGAAGGCAAAGGAGCAGCCCGAAGCUCUCUCAUAGUUCCUUCUGUUCAAGAAAUGGUGGAGGAGAAGAUGAUCACUGCGGUUCCUCCGAGGUAUGUACGGUCUGAUCAAGACAAAGCUGAGAUCUCCAGUGAAACUGGUCUAAGAAACGAGAUACCAAUCAUAGACAUGAGUCUUUUGUCUUCUUUGGAUUCUGAGAUUGACAAGCUCGAUUUUGCUUGCAAAGAAUGGGGAUUUUUCCAGCUUGUAAACCAUGGAAUGGACUCAACUUUCUUGGAAAAAUUCAAGUCGGAGAUUCAGGAUUUCUUCAACUUUCCCAUGGAAGAGAAGAAGAAGUUGUGGCAACAGCCCGAUGACAUCGAAGGAUUUGGACAAGUAUUUGUGGUUUCAGAAGAGCAGAAACUCGACUGGUCAGAUAUGUUCUUCCUUACAAUGCAACCUGUUCAAUUACGCAAGCCUCACUUGUUCCCCAACUUACCUCUUCCCUUUAGAGAAACACUAGACACGUAUUCGGCUGAAGUGAAAAGCAUAGCUAAGAUCCUACUGGCGAAAGUAGCUGUAGCACUGAAGAUCAAAUCCGAGGAAAUGGAAGAGUUGUUUGAUGAUGAGUUAGGGCAGAGACUCAGGCUGAAUUACUACCCUCCUUGUCCAGAGCCAGAUAAAGUUAUCGGUCUAACUCCGCAUUCUGACUCUACAGGACUCACCAUACUGUUGCAGGUUAAUGAAGUUGAUGGACUCCAAAUCAAGAAAAAUGGCAAAUGGGUUUCUGUCAAACCUCUCCCAAAUGCUUUCGUUGUCAACAUCGGAGACAUCUUAGAGAUCAUAACGAAUGGGACAUACCGGAGUAUAGAGCAUCGCGGAGUUGUGAACUCAGAGAAAGAGAGGCUUUCUGUGGCAUCAUUCCAUAAUAUGGGAUUGGGCAAAGUUAUUGGUCCUAUGAGAAGUCUCGUGGAAAGGCACGAGGCUGCUAUUUUCAAAAGUGUAACCACUGAGGAGUAUUUCAAUGGCUUGUUCUCCCGUGCACUUGAUGGAAAAGCUUACCUCGAUGUUAUGAGAGUCUAAAGGAAGCAAUGAAUAAUACAAUCAGCUUCUUUCUCUGUUUUCAUACUUUCUACUUUCUCACCUUCAAUGGCCAAUAAAUAACGUUUUUGCUUUA
Molecule: messenger RNA, 1309 nt
Organism: Capsella rubella
Lineage: Eukaryota; Viridiplantae; Streptophyta; Magnoliopsida; Brassicales; Brassicaceae
Product: protein SRG1
Exons: 4
Coding region: 154-1215 (353 amino acids)
Source: RefSeq, a predicted model, not a curated record